Molecule: messenger RNA, 888 nt
Organism: Meira miltonrushii
Lineage: Eukaryota; Fungi; Basidiomycota; Exobasidiomycetes; Exobasidiales; Brachybasidiaceae
Product: putative enoyl-CoA hydratase precursor, mitochondrial
Exons: 2
Coding region: 1-888 (295 amino acids)
Biological process (GO): fatty acid beta-oxidation
Cellular component (GO): mitochondrion
Molecular function (GO): enoyl-CoA hydratase activity
Source: RefSeq, a predicted model, not a curated record
AUGUUCAACCUUUUACGUACGCCAAUAAGCAGAAACGUGCUCGGCAGUUCGGUCUGUCGAUCAAACCCACAAAUCGCAUCUUUUGGAUAUCGUCAUUUAUCCACAACUCCACGUUUAUCGUACGAACACAUUCUUGUUUCUCAACCAAAGCCAAACGUCACACAAAUCACACUUAAUAGACCAAAAGCUUUGAACGCUCUAAAUUCUGCUUUAUUCCACGAAUUGAACGAUGCUGCAGAAAAGGCAGAUGAAGAUGAAGCAAUUGGCGCAAUCGUUUUAACAGGAAGUGAAAAAGCAUUCGCUGCAGGAGCAGAUAUUAAAGAAAUGCGUGAUAAGACAUUUCAAUCAGCAUACAAAAAUAACUUUUUAGGACAUUGGACAAAACUUACAACAAUCAGAAAGCCGAUCAUUGCUGCCGUCAGCGGUCAUGCUUUGGGAGGUGGAGCAGAAUUGGCAAUGAUGUGCGAUAUCAUCUUGGCUGCUCCAUCGGCAAAUUUCGGUCAACCGGAAAUCAAUUUGGGCGUAAUCCCGGGAGCCGGAGGUACACAAAGAUUAACGAAAGCUUUGGGUAAAUCAUUGGCAAUGGAAUUGGUUUUGACCGGACGUGGUUUGACCGCUGCUGAAGCUGCUUCACGCGGUUUGGUGAGCAGAGUAGUGGAAGGUGAUGUAGUAGCAGAAGCAGUAAAGGUUGCUGAAAAGAUUGCAUCAAAAGGUUCGAUCGCCGUUCAAGCUGGAAAAGAGGCAGUCAAUGCAUCUUUCGAACUCAAUCUCGCAGAAGGAUUGCGAUUUGAACGUCGUAUGUUCCAAGCCUUGUUCGCUACCAAGGAUCAAAAGGAAGGUAUGGCAGCAUUUGCCGAAAAGAGAAAGGCCCAAUUCACAAACGAAUAG